UUGAAUUAAUUUGGUGAUUUUAAUAAGCUUUAUUUUGAAAUUUCUUUGAAUAAUAGCGAUGGCUCCUGUAGAUAUGAGCACUGCCAGGCUGAUCAGGGUAGACCAAUCUGGAAAGGGAGAUUUUAGGAAGAUUCAAGAAGCCAUUGAUUCUGUUCCAUCCCGAAACAAUGAACUCGUUUUCAUUUGGAUCAAACCCGGAACUUAUAGCAGGGAGAAGAUUGUGGUGCCGGAGGACAAGCCGUUCAUAACAUUGAGCGGCAGCAAAGCCUCCGACACCAUAAUCACAUGGAACCAAGGAAGAGAUUUACUUCAAUCUCCGGCCAUCUCUAUCUUCGCCGCGGACUUCGUCGGCCGUUUUCUGACCAUCCAGAACACAUACGGCACCACCGGCAUUGCGGUGGCGCUGAGGGUCUCCGCCGACAGAGCCGCCUUCUACGGCUGCCGGAUCAUAUCCUUUCAAGACACCCUUCUUGACGACAUCGGAAAACACUACUUCAAGAACUGUUACAUCGAAGGCGCCACCGAUUUCAUCUGCGGAAACGCCGCUUCUCUCUACGAGAAGUGUCAUUUGCACUCAACGUCGGAGAGAGGCGGGGCGAUGACGGCACAGCACCGUAACACAGUGGCGGAGAACACUGGGUUCGUGUUCUUGGGGUGCAAAAUUACAGGAAGUGGAUCGACUUUUCUUGGACGGCCAUGGGGGGAUUGCUCAAGAGUUGUGUUCGGCUACACUCAUAUGAGCAACGUUAUUGUGCCGGAGGGCUGGAAUGACUGGGGAGAUCACACCAAGCAAAGAACGGUGUUCUACGGGGAAUACAAAUGCUACGGACCAGGGGCGAACAGAGCAAAAAGAGUAGCGUGGUCGCGCAGCCUCUCGGCGGAUGAGGCUGCAAAACUCUUCACGAAAGACAUGAUCGGCGGUCGAGGUUGGCUCCGACCUGCUCCGUCUCAUUUCAAGAGGAGCUCCUCCACCAUUGUCUAGUAAGAGAGGAACAAAAUAAUAUAUAUUCAAUUCUUAUCGUAAUGUAAUAAAACUAUUAAUUUUUAUUCAAAUUAGAUAAAAUUAAAUUUGAGACAUGUGUCAAUUUAUAAUUGGUCUCAAAUUUAACGAUAUAUUUUUAUUAAUUUUUUUUAAUAAUAAUGGGAUAAUUUGACUAGUUUGGAGUGGAAACUUCAAAGCUUUACUUAGACGUUCGAUGUACAACAGUGGAAGAAUACUUCAACCAGUUUAUCCGUAAAGCAACCACAGUAAAACCACGACAAGGCACUCAACGGGCGUGCUUCCUACUUGUAAGGAAAGAAAAAAGAGUGACCGAGUCAAGCUCUAAUUUGACUUAAGGCCUUGUUUUUCCUUUUCCAUUUUGGUAUGAUGGGUGUCGGCUGUGAUCAGAAGUUAUGUCCUUAUGUCCAUACCCCGACCGAACCAAACGUCUCAUACCAAACCCAAGUGUUUUUUACCUUCAACUUGAAACGUAGGGUUGUUCGAUAUAGAUAAGUGGAAGAGAAUGCACAAAAAGAGAUUUUUGAAGUUAGCCAUGGUGGACCAAGGUAUCAGGCGGCGGCGGCGGCGGCGGCGGCUGUCCUUCCCCACCAACCACAAGUCUC
Messenger RNA from Cucurbita pepo subsp. pepo (vegetable marrow), 1605 nucleotides. NCBI's taxonomy places the organism in Eukaryota, Viridiplantae, Streptophyta, Magnoliopsida, Cucurbitales, Cucurbitaceae. The record is from RefSeq and is a predicted model, not a curated record.